Molecule: messenger RNA, 954 nt
Organism: Psilocybe cubensis
Lineage: Eukaryota; Fungi; Basidiomycota; Agaricomycetes; Agaricales; Agrocybaceae
Exons: 9
Coding region: 1-954 (317 amino acids)
Molecular function (GO): hydrolase activity, hydrolyzing O-glycosyl compounds
Source: RefSeq, a predicted model, not a curated record
AUGAAUGCCGCGUUCGCCGACAUCGCUAAGGCUGGCGCAACUGUUGUUCGCACUUGGGGUUUCAACGAGGUUACUAGCCCCAACGGAAUCUACUAUCAAAGCUGGUCCGGAAGCACACCGACAGUCAACACAGGAUCCACGGGUCUAGCAAAUUUUGAUAAUGUGGUCGCUGCUGCUAAGGCUAACGGACUUCGUCUCAUAGUUGCACUCACAAACAACUGGUCUGACUACGGUGGAAUGGAUGUCUAUGUUAAACAGAUUCUCAAUUCUCCCAACCAUGAUCUUUUCUACACCGACUCGACUGUCAAGACAGCUUACAAGAAUUACAUCAAAGCUUUCGUCGGCCGCUACUUGAACGAGCCUACCAUUAUGGCAUGGGAGCUUGCAAAUGAGCCCAGAUGUAAAGGAAGCACCGGCACUUCCACUGGAACAUGUACCACUGUUACGGUUACAAACUGGAUCAAGGAAAUUUCGGCGUAUAUUAAAUCGAUUGAUACCAACCAUCUCGUCGCUGUCGGCGAUGAAGGUUUUUACAACCAGCCCAGUGCCCCCACGUAUCCUUACCAGGGAAGCGAGGGUGUAGACUUCGACGCCAACCUUUCUGUCAGCAGUAUUGACUUCGGUACCUUCCACUCGUACCCGACAAGUUGGGGACAAGGCGGAAAUGAACAGGCGUGGGGAACCCAAUGGAUUGCCGACCACCAAACCUCGCAAGCAAAAGCUAACAAGCCAGUUAUCCUUGAGGAGUUCGGUGUAACAAGUAACCAGCCAACCAUUUACCAAGCUUGGUACAAUGAAGUUAUUUCGUCUGGAUUAACUGGUGAUCUCAUUUGGCAAGCGGGAUCCCACCUCUCAACUGGUGAUACACCAAACGAUGGAUACGCUGUGUACCCCGAUGGGGCAGUAUAUCCCAUUAUGCAAUCUCAUGCCACCGCGUUGAAGAGUCGUGGAUAA